AUGAAAACAAGUACCCUUGUUAUAUUGUGCCUAUCCUUUAUAUUGCUUAGCGUUCUCAUUAUAUCAAUAUCAACGGAAUCGAAUUUGCUCAUUACACCAAACACUACCAUAUAUACGAACUUUACCUAUACAGAGAGUACACAAAAUACUACAUUUUCCCAAUCACAACUUUAUGCAAUUGACAUUCAAUUUUAUGACGACGGAACAACUCUAAUCCACCUUGUUAGUGAUGAUCCAAUAAACUCAUUUUGCUUUGAACCUAUAUUUCGCAUAAGAAUUAUCCAUUUAAAUGGAUCAGUCACUGAAAUUAAUCCUGAUUUAAAUCUUGAUUCUGUGAAUUAUUGUUUAUUUAACGGCACAUUUACUGGAAAAAUGAUGAAUCCUAUUUCAAUACGGCCUUUAAAACAACCAUUUAUAUUAGUGAGUUAUUUGAAUGGUACAGAUUAUUGGGGUGCUGUUCUUAAUUGGAACGGUGAAAAAUUAAGCAGUAUUUCCCUGGAUUCAUUCACUAAUUUUACCUCUUUUACGUCAUUGGCCACCGCUGAUGAAGGUUAUGCAAUAUUGUAUGCCAAAUAUUCAGUCAAUGAAACCAAUUUUAUGAGACCACUUGGCGGACUGUAUGCCAGCUUUAUAGCCUACAACAAAACAUCUACGGGCAACCCUAUUCUUCUCUUUCAAGUAACUAGAACUGAAAUGAAAAUUAAUGCAGUUCAUUGUAAUGCACUUUUUGGAUUUUGUUACUAUUGUGUUGCUUCCAUCAUCUACAACAACACGGUGUACUAUGAAGAAAUUCCAUUUUGCUCAGAAACAACUGUAGCACCCGAGCAAUUGCUCAAUACUCCCAACGAAACUAGUGUGCCCUGGAGUGUAUCUUCAACACCUAUCGGUGGAUACGUAUUUUCUGCUGUGGUUAAUGCCACUUGCUUUAUUUAUAUCUAUGACGUUGAUCAUUAUUUUAAUUAUUCGAAAGUUAAUUUGACAUAUUUUAAUGCAACUGGUAUUGGCGCAUAUAACAUCUUGAAAAAUAAUAAUACCUUUUUAUUCUCUCUACGAGAAACAAAUAGUAAAAAUACAACUUGGUCUUUGCUUGCUGUUCAGUUACCUAAAACACCAGAUUGUAUGCAUAUAAAUGCUUAUUUAUAA
Dentiscutata heterogama is the source of this 1143-nucleotide messenger RNA. The record is from the annotation of a GenBank genome assembly. Lineage: Eukaryota; Fungi; Glomeromycota; Glomeromycetes; Diversisporales; Gigasporaceae.